Akanthomyces muscarius is the source of this 1350-nucleotide messenger RNA. RefSeq lists its product as uncharacterized. Bases 1 to 1350 code for a protein of 449 amino acids. Lineage: Eukaryota; Fungi; Ascomycota; Sordariomycetes; Hypocreales; Cordycipitaceae. The transcript is spliced from 3 exons. The record is from RefSeq and is a predicted model, not a curated record. Gene Ontology annotation, molecular function: protein binding.
AUGAAGAUGGACGUGUUCCCUCGCAAGGUUGAUAGCCAUACUGUUCCUGGUCCAAGAGUCGACUUGCGCUUUGACCAAGGAGGUCUCAUUGGCACUGGAGGUUGGUUCUUGCCCCAAGUCGCCCAGCACGACUUCUACAUCCAUACUCUGGAAUGGGAUAUGUCCGGGGCCCCGUCAGGGACGCGCACUGUCUGGACCUAUGGAGAGGGACCUCACCGUAUUGAGCAGCCCGGCACUAUCGACACUUUUUCUCGCUCCAUUUUCAUGGUUGGGCCCGUCCAGAGCUCCCCUAGGGACUGCAGCCACACAAUGCGGCGGGCACCUGUGCUACAUACUGAUCUAUACACGCCGAUGGCAGACUUUUUCCAAGACUUGAAUAGCUCGUAUCGCGUUUUUAUUCGGACUGCUCCCCGAGGCUGGGGGGGUUCCGCCUUUUUGGGCAGCUACAUUCUGGAAUAUAGCGAUACAAUAUUGGACGAAGCAGAUGCAGAGGUCACAAGCCUGCUUGCGCAUGAAAUGGUGCACAGUUUCACAGCUAUGAGUAAUGAAGAGAAUGGUGAGGAGAACGCCUGGUAUAGAGAAGGAAUGGCCGAAUAUUACGCAACCUUCCUGCCAUACCGCUUCGGCCUCGUCCCACCAUCUUACGUGGCCACGAGAGUCAACAGUAACUUGUACAGAUACUACGCUAAUCCGGAAAUCAACAUCUCCAUGGCCGAUGCGUUGAAAGGUUUUUAUACGUCAUGGUAUUCGGAGUGGAUACCCUACGAUCGCGGGUUCGUAUAUUUUCUCUUGGUAGACGACCAACUGCGACGCCUGCCUGAUAAGCCAAAUUUGAAUUCCUCGGGUAUUUUCGAUCGAACUGUCCUGGAGCUCUCCGCGAGAUGGAGACGGGGUGAAAAGGUUCAGCGAACAGAUUGGCUUGCGAGCAUUGGGCAGUUUUUGCAAGGCGGAGUUGAUUGUGCUGCUCAGCUACAAGCCGUCUUGACCGGCAAACCUAGCAUCAACCUUGCGGGUCGGCGCGUAGAAUCACGAAGAAAUGUGCUGCGCGAAACGAGGCAACCUGUUAUUCAGUAUGGCUAUAGCAGACUGUCUGCAUCGAGGGGCAUUGUUGAAGGCCUGGUGCCCGGGUCGCAUGCUGAGCGGGCUGGUCUACGCAAUGGGGAUGUAAUCGUCAGAACGGGGUCUAUGACUGAGGCUUCGCAGGAGCCGCUUGCGAAGUAUUUUGUCGUGGUGAGCAGAGACGGAGAGGAAAUCCGAAUCGAGUAUUCCCCGCGUGAGGACCGAGAAGUGUCGUGUUGGUUGCUGGAGAGCUUCAAGGAUGACGUUACUCCCGCCAGCAUCAUGCGCUAG